Molecule: messenger RNA, 399 nt
Organism: Capsicum annuum
Lineage: Eukaryota; Viridiplantae; Streptophyta; Magnoliopsida; Solanales; Solanaceae
Exons: 4
Coding region: 1-399 (132 amino acids)
Source: RefSeq, a predicted model, not a curated record
AUGGGCUUUGAAAAUUUGAAUUUUGAGAGGCAAGAUUCAGCAAACUCAAGGAUGAACAAGAUGAAUGAGUUGGAUGAAUUUCGACUACGGGCAUAUGAAAGUUCUGCAUUUUACAAAGAAAAUAUGAAGUUGCAUCAUGAUCGCAUGAUUGAGAAAAGGUUCUUCGAAAAAGGUAAGUUGAAGUCUGGAUUGUAUGGUCUCUUUACUGUGCUAAGAAUGUUCCCAUAUGGUGCUUUGGAAUUGAAGCGAGAUGGUGAUGUCUCAUUCAAGGAGAAUGGGUACAAAUAUGUUGAGACGGAAAAUGAGAUGAAAAGCGAUCAAAGUAGGAAGAGAAGUGCAGAAGAUGGAAAACCUAUGCAGAAUAGGCCUCAGGCCAAGGGCAAAACUGUAAAUAAAUGA